AUGCAGAACUCUGGCAAUGUCGCAAGGAGGGAUAUCGCCGCGGAGAGCUAUGCUGCUGCCCUGAAAUACCUUGAAAAUGAGUUUGAGGGCAAUUCCAAAGCCUUGACAUGGCUUCAAAAUGCAAAAUCGACGUCGCUUGAUGAUCUCCUCGGGAUUUCAAGGCAGGCCGAAGCAAAAUAUGAUCAGGCGGCACAAGGAAAACGCAGCGUGAAAGCAUGGAUCCGGGGCUUGUCCAAGCGAAUACUAUAUUAUGGACAGGUGCUCGACACGCUGUCUCAACACCAUCCUGAAUACGUCUCGCUGGUCUGGGGUAUGGUAAAGUUUGUUCUCAUGGGCAUCCUCAAUCAUGCCAAUCUUGUGACGCAAUUUGCGCAGGCACUAUCCAUAAUUGCGCAGGUCCUUCCGAGGACUGAAAUUAACGCAGAAUUAUACCAGACUGACGAAAUGAAAGAAGCCAUCGCAAGCCUAUACGCCCAUAUCCUGCUCUUCCUCCAGCAGGCUACAAAGUGGUACAAUGUCGGACCGGCAGGCCGAGCGCUCACAGCCCUGUUCAAGCCUUUUGAGCUUAGUUACAAGGAUACCGUUGAGCAAAUCAUGCUCUGUGCCCAGACGAUUGAUGACAUUUCGAGCCUGGCCUCGAGGGUAGAAAUCCGGGAGAUCAAGACGUUUCUUCAAGGAGAAAGCAAGCGACUCGAGGAACGAGAGACAAAGCUGCACGAAAUGCAAGCCCGAUUUCAUCAGGCUCAGGCAGAGCUUUCCGAAACCGUCGACAAGGUUCUUCAAAUAAUCACGAGCGAGAACAGGAAAAUCGAUCAAGUCCACCUCAACGUGAUGGACAUGAAGCCUAGACUUGUUGACAUGCACUUCAACCAUGUUCUGGGAGUCUUGAAACCAAAGCGGUCGCCUGAAGAUGCUCUUCAGAAGCACAGAUCCUUGAUACGGCGCUCAUCUCCAUGGCGGAGUCAGAAUCGAGACACCUUUGAGAUAUUUCAACGCCUUGGCCAGUGGAUCUCGGCACCAAAGACGUCCCUGCUCGUGCUGCAGGCACAACCUAGGGCACAGUCUCGAGUCAAGGAGAUUGCAACGCAGUUGAUUGGCACUCUCCAGCCCACCUCAAAGAGGGUCAUCUGGUACCUCUCAAGUAUCAGCUUUGCGGAUCUGGACGCGGUUUCCGCCAUCGAGGUCUUGCGGACUCUCGUGUAUCAGUCUAUGAAGCUGGAGCCAGGUCUGGUCAUCUCUCAACCCGAGAACUUCAACACGGCCAAGCUUCACGCCUCGCACACCGAGUCUGAGUGGUUUGACCUGCUGUGCUCCAUCCUGCGGCGACUGGCCACGUGUUUCAUCAUUGUCGAGGCCGAGGAUGUGUUUAGAGAUGAGGAGGAAGCCAACAAACUCGUCCAAGCUUUCGAGAUGCUAGCAGAUCGCUUUCAGAGCGCGGGCAUGGCCAUCAAGCUACUCCUGGUCAGCUACGGGCCGGUUCGGAGCAGAAAAGCCACGGAACAGCAAUCAAACUCGGGAGUCUUGGUCGUGGGUAAAGACUCGCCCGUACCUCCACGCCUCCGAAAACCUGGAUCUCGAUCACCCCAUCAAAGUGUAGGCUGGAACGGACUGGGCAGAAGGCUGUGA
Messenger RNA from Pestalotiopsis fici W106-1, 1626 nucleotides. RefSeq lists its product as uncharacterized. The coding region runs from base 1 to 1626 and encodes 541 amino acids. The transcript is spliced from 3 exons. NCBI's taxonomy places the organism in Eukaryota, Fungi, Ascomycota, Sordariomycetes, Amphisphaeriales, Sporocadaceae. The record is from RefSeq and is a predicted model, not a curated record.